AUGCACAUCUCUGACAGGAAACAAGAAGGUGAUCCAGACAGGGCCGAGGAUCAGAUCAGUGCAUGCCGAUUUAAAAGCAAUGGUUAUGUCAUGUUGAAUAUCAGGAGGAGGGGCGUUCAAGAUGAACAGGUAAACAGCACUUCUCCCUCUCUCUCUGCAGCAUGUCUGACACGUUCUCAGUUUUGUUUCACACUUGGCAUGCAGGUCUGCGGAGCUCUCAGCGUCAGCUACACGCAGCCAAACAAACUGAUGUGUUUGUAUGUUUGGCUGCUGCGUCUCUCAGCCUUGUUUGAGUUCGUGAAUUCUGCCGACAAAUAGAGGAGUUUUUGGACGAUUGCCCUCUGAAGCUGCCUGAGGCUGAAUCCUGACUCCAAAGCGUUUAUCCCACUUUUAUUCGAACAAGCUGGACAAAAGAGCUCUCACUGGCUUUGUCAGCAAACACGUAUUAACAGCUGUGGCUUUGAAAUUUUCACUUCACUCUGUGAGGUUUCCAGUUGGAUGCACAUUUUGAGUUUCAGAGUCUCCACUUAGGAACACAGAACCUGAAAUUGAAAACAGAAAUUAGUUAUAAACAUCUAUUUACCAUUUCAGACAACCUUCUUCUGUGGGUAUUUACACCUUCAUUAAAAUGCGUUGCGUUUUGGAGAAAAUAGGGGGUCAUAAUUGCAGUAACCAAAUGGCUUUUAUAAAUACUUUUGUUGAUUAUCCUUAGAAAUGAAAACUGAAGUUGCAGAGGUUCCUUUGCAAUGCGCAUACGAUGCAAGAGUACAUCUUUUCAGAAGUCUGGUAUAUGAGCUAUUUGCUUGGUAUGGCUCACAGUUGAUGCAGUAUGUUUAAGUUUAGAGGCGUGUUAACACAUGUUAAGAGAUGCAGAUAAGCCCCCAUAGUUCUGAUCAAAUCCUGCUUUAGAGAGAAACAAUAAAUCUCUAUCCCGAUGGCUGCAUUAUUAAGAGCUGUGUUUGACGCCAACAGCACAUUGUGGUUGUUGUUGCAGUUAUCGUUGUUAAUAAAGUUUAUGAGACAGUGACUGAGGAUGUUGUGAACUGUGUGCAGCUGGUGACUUUCGCUGUCCCUAAAUGUCUCGCUGAGGCCCAGUUCCAGGCUGAAUUAUGGUGCACUUAACUCAGAGGAGAUUUCAUGUCUGUGCACACAUCAAUGAUACCAAUUUCUGCACUAGAUAUACAGCUUAAUUUCACCCCUCUUAAUGGCCUCAGUUAAAUGAGCCUAAUGACUCUCAUUAAUGUCGGGGCAGAGCUUGAAGAUUGUGACUGUGCUCAUCAGCAGCGUCCUCUACACGUACACUGUGUAUCUCUAUUAUGAGGGCUUGUCUGCGUGGGAAACAAAAUCUGUUUUAUUAGUUGUACGCCAUCAUUUUUAUGCGGUACAAGCAAUAAUUUUCUGGCUGUUGUGAAGGGUAUAUGCUGAAGUUCAAGGUAUUUUUCAGACUCCAUUGUGUGAAUCUACAUCCAGACGUUAAAGGGAUUUUCCGGCGUAAAUUAAAGUUAGGGUCAAACACACUGUAACACAGAGUUGGACACCUCUUCAAGAGGUCAAUGUUGCCGACUGCUUGCUUCCCUGGUUAUAACAACUUUAGUAAUGACCGCACAACAGCAAUACACAGCGGUCUGCGUCUUCAUAUGCAAACCUCAACCAAAAUGCCACUCUAUAGCCACAAAUAAUGCUCAGAACAGCACCUAACUUCAUCAACAGUACAUAUACACUCACCGGCCACUUUAUUAGGUACACCAUGCUAGUAACGGGUUGGACCCCCUUUUGCCUUCAGAACUGCCUCAAUUCUUCGUGGCAUAGAUUCAACAAGGUGCUGGAAGCAUUCCUCAAAGAGCUUGGUCCAUAUUGACAUGAUGGCAUCACACAGUUGCCGCAGAUUUGUCGGCUGCACAUCCAUGAUGCGAAUCUCCCGUUCCACCACAUCCCAAAGAUGCUCUAUUGGAUUGAGAUCUGGUGACUGUGGAGGCCAUUUGAGUACAGUGAACUCAUUGUCAUGUUCAAGAAACCAGUCUGAGAUGAUUUCAGCUUUAUGACAUGGCGCAUUAUCCUGCUGAAAGUAGCCAUCAGAAGUUGGGUACAUUGUGGUCAUAAAGGGAUGGACAUGGUCAGCAACAAUACUCAGGUAGGCUGUGGCGUUGCAAUGAUGCUCAAUUGGUACCAAGGGGCCCAAAGAGUGCCAAGAAAAUAUUCCCCACACCAUGACACCACCACCGCCAGCCUGAACCGUUGAUACAAGGCAGGAUGGAUCCAUGCUUUCAUGUUGUUGACGCCAAAUUCUGACCCUACCAUCAGAAUGUCGCAUUAGAAAUCGAGACUCAUCAGACCAGGCAACUUUUUUCCAAUCUUCUAUUGUCCAAUUUCGAUGAGCUUGUGCAAAUUGUAGCCUCAGUUUCCUGUUCUUAGCUGAAAGGAGUGGCACCCGGUGUGGUCUUCUGCUGCUGUAGCCCAUCUGCCUCAAAGUUCGACGUACUGUGCGUUCAGAGAUGCUCUUCUGCCUACCUUGGUUGUAACGGGUGGUUAUUUAAGUCACUGUUGCUAUUGCUUUCUAUCAGCUCGAACCAGUCUGGCCAUUCUCCUCUGACCUCUGGCAUCAACAAGGCAUUUCUGCCCACAGAACUGCCGCUCACUGGAUAUUUUUUCUUUUUCGGACCAUUCUCUGUAAACCCUAGAGAUGGUUGUGCGUGAAAAUCCCAGUAGAUCAGCAGUUUCUGAAAUACUCAGACCAGCCCUUCUGGCACCAACAACCAUGCCAUGUUCAAAGUCACUCAAAUCACCUUUCUUCCCCAUACUGAUGCUCGGUUUGAACUGCAGGAGAUUGUCUUGACCAUGUCUACAUGCCUAAAUGCACUAAGUUGCCACCAUGUGAUUUGCUGAUUAGAAAUUAAGUGUUAACGAGCAGUUGGACAGGUGUACCUAAUAAAGUGGCCGGUGAGUGUAGAGUCCCAGCCAUGGCACUAACCAUCAAACAUCUUUUUAGCUUUGCCCAAUUUCUUUAGCAAAGAGACCAAACACAACUCACCCACUCUCCUCCAGCAGCGGCUUGUUUGUGGGGGGAGCCCUGACAAGUCAGUCACCGAGUGCAGCAGAUAUGCACCGGAUUAUCCCUUUAAGCUGCUAAUUUUCAAGAUGGCACACUCAGGAAAAUUCAAUAGUCACACCGUCAGAGCUCAUCAUGGCUUUGCUGUUUCUCACCCAGUGUGCAGUCUGAUAGAUCCCACUGAUGAUCCAAGGGUAAAACCAGCACUGUACACCAUUACUGAUCAAUUAAAAUAAAAGUCAAUACUUGACACCGACUCAGAUCAAUAUGUAGACGGGCUUCCUGAUGUGGUUGUAACCAAAGUAGGCUCAUUAUAGAGACAGGGGUAAAGCACAUCAAGAGGGACAUUUGACAGGAAAUCACUGCCUGCUGAUCAAAACACGACUGAUCAGAACGCUGCAGAGGAAAGAUGCUCUGUCGUCUUCAUCCUUGUCCUCCUCUUCCUACUGUUGCUAUAUCCCAGUCCAACGAGGGACUUAACAGCUAAACCCUGCAGACUAUUUUCAGAUUACAAGCUGCUGUCAACAAGUGCACAGGGAGCCAGUGUGCUGAGUUUCGCAGGCAAAAAAACCAGGAAUUUGUGCACAAGAGUCCUGUUUUUCAAAGCCUCUAGUGGUAUCAUUACCUUGUUCAGACACUGUAAAGGAGCUGUGCACACUCCAAAGGCCUUUGGAUCAAGUACCCCUCAGAAAAGAACUUAUAGCAUCACAGCACAAACUCAUUUACAUAGACUCAGCAGGUCAUAGAAAGUCUUGUCUCUGAGAAAUAUUUUAAAUGUUUCUAAGUGGUUGUUUUGAGUAGAGGUAUUGCAAAGAGAAACUGCAGCUGCACCCAAUUUUUUUUUUUUUUAUAUAAUGUCCACUUCAACUUUUAGGGAUCUUUCUUUUUGCUUUAUUGCAAUGAUAUGUCUCUUUAUAUAAAGAAAAAGACAGAAAACAUCAUAGUGUUGUUAUAUAUCAUGUGGCUGGAAAGCUCUACUAGGUUUUGCAUGGCAAAGCAGUUAACUGGUACAACUACAUCUCUGCUCUGCAUGUUUCAAAAUCUGUGCAUUCAUGCAUCGCAGAUUAUAAGUGCAUCAAAUUUCUGCCAGAGUCCAGCUGAAGAGGCCACUUCUGCUAAUUCUUCCCCCUUGAUUUUGUUUAAUCUCAACACAGUAUUGAGCAGGCUUUUUCAUGAAGAUUAACCUCAAAGUCAAUAUACUGACAUUUAUUUGGUCUCAUUGCACAUUUGGGCAACCAAAUCUAAUUAAAACUAUCAAUGCAUGUGGAGUAAUGACCUCUCAAGAGCCCUCACAUUUCAUUCUGUGAGGAGCAACGAUUAACUUCAGGGUGAUAGGAUGUGAGUAAUGUGUGUAGGUGUGAGGUUAUAGAAGGACUAUGAGGAGGUGGAGAACACGUAGCGUAACAUUUAACAUUUUCUGCAUUUCUUGUCCUUUUUCUGCCAAAAAAUCCAAAUCUUUGGCUUCCAGAUUAUAUGUAUGUUAAAAUAAAAUUGAGCCACUCUGAGAAAAGUGGUGUUUCCUUUCAUAUUAGUAUAAAUUCAAUGUAUUCUUCAGCAUUAUUCAGAUAGCUUAGCUGCUCUCACACACACAGGGCCACAUGUUGUUUCAAAUGUUCCUCCAUUUCAACCACAGCCAAGAUCUAUACAGUCCUCUCCGGGUCUCUGAGGCUGCUGCUUUGACAAGCAGUGGGUGUUUAGUUCCCCAAACACUCACCACAUAUCAGACUGGGUCAUGGCCUGCUGCAGACCUCUGUCUCUCACUGUCCUGACAUGCUCCUUUGGGAGGUGUUACAAUGACAUAAAUAACUCUGUACUGCCCACAUUUAUGAGUAUGAGUCCUCGCUAUCACUGCUGCUCAGACCCACAUAUGAAACGUGUUCAUGGACGCAGACUUUCUAUCAAGAGAAAAAAGGAAAAAUUUAAGCCUUGAUUUGAACUCUAGGGGAAAGUUCAUAUUUGAACUGUAAUGACCUGUUCAAAGUCUUUAUAAGAUAGUUUCCCAGCACAUCAGCCUGCCUGAAGUAGCUCCCCUUAUAAUCCAGCACUGUGCACGCUCAUCGUAACUUGGCCAAUCCAUGCACUCUUGACCUCAGUAAUGUUAUUCAACAAAAAUGGAAAACAUAGUCAAAGAUGCUGCUCUGAGUGAACAAUCCCAAAGAAAACCAAAACUUCUUAAAAGUGCUGUAAGGAAGUAUUUUGGGUUUCACACGGUUGAUGGAAAAAUAAAAGACAAAAAAUGGGCAGUAUGUCAAAAGGAAUGACUACAAAUUUAAGGAUUUGCACCCCAUGUGAAUUGGCGGCACCACCACCAACAGCAAUUCUCCAACCCUGGCGUGUCUGUCUGCCUUUUUUACCCUUUGCCAAUGACCAUCAAUAUUAUCCUUCAAAUCCUUUAAAAUAUCAUUGAAAUCACAUCUAAUCAUGUCUUAAACACGUCAUUAUCUGUUAUGUUCAUGUUUCUUUUCUUUUUAUGUAUACUUACAAUUUCUCUAUCUCUGGUUGGGCUGGUUGAUGAUUAGUCUUUGUUCUAUUUAUGACAAUUUGUAUAUGGUUUGACCUUUCCCUACUCAUUGUACAUUUAUAAACUAUGUCCUAAUUAUUUUGUUGUUUGCACCCUAUGCCUUUACUGCCCUGACAGGAGUGAAACUCUGUAUAAGCCUAUCGGCUAUGUUCCCUCCUUGCACUGUUUUUAAUCUGUGCUAAUUAAAUACAAAUACAAAUACAAUCAGUUACAAAACUGUGAAAGUCGUCAUGUUUAAUAUUAAAGUUGAUAUUUUGAAAAAUCGACCGCCCUAGCCUCCUUAUAUAUUUUUUUAUUCAUGGUGUACUGCUCUGUUAUUGAACUGGUGGGAUACCUCACACAGACAUUGGAUGGCUCAAACAUAACACAAAGAAGUAACCCUGAGACACACACAGUGACAGAUAUCAGUGUUUGCUGCAUCCAGAACGACAGCUGAUACCUCAGGAAGAACAGGACAGAUGCAUCUUAAAUUUAUCCCCCUUCUCAGUACACUGAUUCUGACAUUUCUGCAACACUCAGAGGAAAACAUCUGUGCAGCAAGACCUUCUCCUUCAUAAGAAUCCAUUUUUUUUUCUCCAGGCUGCUGUGCAUAUUUGCACAUUUACCUGCUAUGUGUCUGCGUAUAUCUGCUUGUGUAUGCAGGGAGCAGAACAAAGUGAUUAAAAUGUCAGAGACCACAGUUACAUAGUUUUAGCGUGCAUGUUAUUUUUUCUGUGUUUCCAGAAAGUUCUCCGACUGAGCCAGAUUGUAUCGACACUUAGUUUUAACAGAAACCCUCCCGCUGUGUUGUUAAAGAAAGUUCCAGUCACCCAGGACAUCCACGAGGUAAACACAGACAGUCUCAGCUGGUGCUCUUUUCACAGGAUGUUAUUUUAGUCCCUUUUUUUAAUCACUUUCUUUCAGAUCCAGAAUCUGUCUCCACUCUCUUUGAAAAGCGGAAUCAAAGCAGAUCUGUUCAAGCAAGAACCUGAGCUCUGA
Messenger RNA from Xyrichtys novacula (pearly razorfish), 6545 nucleotides. Lineage: Eukaryota; Metazoa; Chordata; Actinopteri; Labriformes; Labridae. The record is from the annotation of a GenBank genome assembly.